GGGAGCCUGACAGGGCAGCCAGGGCGAGCGCUCGACUCAGUCCCCGGGCGGCGGCGGCGGCGACCGCGGCGGUGGCCGGGGGCGCCCGACGGCCGGGGCGGCGCCGCCGCUGCUGCUGCUGCUGCUGCUCCGGGGAGCGGCCGGCGGCGGGGGCGGCGGCAGCCCGCACCAGCCAUGCCGAAUAAAAACAAGAAGGAGAAAGAAGUACCCAAAGCAGGGAAAAGUGGGAAAAGUUCCAAAGAAGGACAAGACACCAUAGACUCAGAGCCAAUCUCCAGCAGGAAAAACAGCCUCGUGGGCAUCCAGUCCACCUCCAAGAUCAAGGUGCCAGUGCUGCAGCCCAUCGUGAAAAAGGACAAGCGGCAGAACUCGUCGCGGUUCAGCGCCAGCAACAACCGGGAGCUCCAGAAGCUGCCGGCUCUCAAAGAUGUUCCGCCUGCCGAUCAGGAGAAGCUCUUCAUCCAGAAGCUGCGGCAGUGCUGCGUCCUCUUCGACUUCGUCUCCGACCCUCUGAGUGACCUCAAGUGGAAGGAGGUGAAGCGGGCCGCGCUGAGCGAGAUGGUGGAGUACAUCACCCACAACCGCAGCGUCAUCACCGAGCCCAUCUACCCCGAGGUGGUCCACAUGUUUGCAGUUAACAUGUUUCGAACAUUACCACCUUCCUCCAAUCCCACGGGAGCAGAGUUUGACCCCGAGGAAGAUGAACCAACGUUAGAAGCAGCCUGGCCUCAUCUGCAGCUUGUGUAUGAAUUUUUCUUAAGAUUUUUAGAGUCUCCAGAUUUCCAACCUAAUAUAGCGAAGAAAUAUAUUGAUCAGAAGUUUGUAUUGCAGCUUCUAGAGCUCUUUGACAGUGAAGAUCCUCGGGAGAGAGAUUUUCUGAAAACCACGCUUCACAGAAUCUACGGGAAAUUCUUAGGCUUGAGAGCAUACAUCAGAAAACAGAUUAAUAAUAUAUUUUAUAGGUUUAUUUAUGAAACAGAGCAUCACAAUGGGAUAGCAGAAUUACUGGAAAUACUGGGAAGUAUAAUUAAUGGAUUUGCCUUACCACUAAAAGAAGAGCACAAGAUUUUCUUACUGAAGGUGUUGUUACCUUUGCACAAAGUCAAGUCUCUGAGUGUCUACCACCCACAGCUGGCCUACUGUGUCGUGCAGUUUCUAGAAAAGGACAGCACCCUCACUGAGCCGGUGGUAAUGGCACUCCUCAAAUAUUGGCCAAAGACUCACAGUCCAAAAGAAGUCAUGUUCUUAAAUGAAUUAGAAGAAAUUUUAGACGUAAUUGAGCCAUCCGAGUUUGUGAAAAUCAUGGAGCCUCUUUUCCGACAGUUAGCCAAGUGCGUCUCCAGCCCACACUUCCAGGUGGCGGAGCGAGCGCUGUACUACUGGAAUAAUGAGUACAUCAUGAGUCUGAUCAGUGACAACGCAGCCAAGAUCCUGCCCAUCAUGUUCCCAUCCUUGUACCGCAACUCCAAGACCCACUGGAACAAGACAAUUCAUGGUUUGAUAUACAACGCCCUGAAACUCUUCAUGGAGAUGAACCAAAAACUGUUCGAUGACUGCACCCAGCAGUUUAAAGCAGAGAAACUCAAAGAGAAGCUAAAAAUGAAAGAACGUGAAGAAGCAUGGGUUAAAAUAGAAAACCUAGCCAAAGCAAACCCCCAGUACUCAGUGUAUAGUCACGCGAGCACCGUGAGCAUGCCGGUGGCAAUGGAGACAGACGGGCCUCUGCUGGAAGAUGUGCAGAUGCUGAGAAAGACAGGGAGCGACGAGGCUCGUCAGGCCCAGAAAGACCUGAAGAAGGACCGUCCUCUUGCGCGUCGCAAGUCCGAUCUGCCUCAGGACCCCCACACCAAGAAAGCCUUGGAGGCUCACUGCCGAGCCGAUGAGCUGGUCUCCCAGGAGGGGCGCUAGCUCCCUGGCACCGCGGGGCUGCGCAUGCACCUUGCGAGGCUCCGGCAGCUGUAGAAAAGAACUCACUUUCAUGUGCCAUACCAGUCAGUUACACUCACAACCCAGGCUUUCUCCAACCUGUUAUGUAAGCAGCCCUGUA
This is a messenger RNA of Ochotona princeps (American pika), 2047 nucleotides long. It is a transcript of the gene PPP2R5C, whose product is annotated as protein phosphatase 2 regulatory subunit B'gamma. The transcript has 16 exons. The coding region runs from base 175 to 1908 and encodes 577 amino acids. Gene Ontology annotation, molecular function: protein phosphatase activator activity. Gene Ontology annotation, biological process: signal transduction; protein dephosphorylation. The record is from RefSeq and is a predicted model, not a curated record. Lineage: Eukaryota; Metazoa; Chordata; Mammalia; Lagomorpha; Ochotonidae. Gene Ontology annotation, cellular component: nucleus; protein phosphatase type 2A complex; cytosol.